Messenger RNA from Aegilops tauschii subsp. strangulata, 573 nucleotides. The record is from RefSeq and is a predicted model, not a curated record. Lineage: Eukaryota; Viridiplantae; Streptophyta; Magnoliopsida; Poales; Poaceae.
AUGUCCACCCCGCCGCCGAAUGUGUCCACCGCCCGCAGCCACGUCGCCUGGACCAAUCUGAGGCCGACACGUCAUCGCGCCGUCGCCCCGAUCCACUCGCGCGCCGCCACGUCACCGCUGCCGCGCCCACUUCGCCGGGGCUCGAGGGAGCCCAGAUCCGGCCCUCCCCGGGCACGAGUUGGGCCGCCGCCCGCCCGUCGCUGCUCCUGCGGCUCCGCCGCGCCGGCCACCGCCUCCUCGUCGCCGGCGCGCGCCGCCGCCGCCUUUCCCGAGCUCCUCGCCGGAGCUGCUCACUGGAGCGCCGGCGCCCCGCUCCGCCGCCCGCCGACCACGCCGCCUCCGUGCUCCUUCGCCGCCUCGUCAUCCCACGCCUGGAUCCGGCCAUCCCCACCGGUCCCUGGCCUCGCCGGAGUCGCCCCGCUGCCGUUUUGGUCGAGGUCGAGCGGAGGAGCCGCUCGACCCGGCCGCCCGCUCCGCGCCCGCGUGGGCCGCAUGUCCCCGCGACCCCGAGCCGGCCCAUUUUCCCCGCGUGGCCCGAUCCACUCCGCCGUCCAUUUUUUUCUUGCGAGGUGA